UACAUAAUCGCUUUCCUUGCCAGUUAGAAUAAUAUUAUUAAAACGAGCGAGAGAGUCUAGUCUUAGGAGUAUGUUAUUUUGAAUCGGAAUAGAAAAGGAGGAGAACGGCACUGGAGUUGUAAAAGUUAGUGCUGUAAUAACUAGAAGGGGAUUGACAUACAAAGUUGUUUUGAACAGGACUUAAACCACAGUUGUCGACCUCUUAUCUGAAAAAUAUCUCUCACUGUGGUAUUUUAAACACAAGUUUACUGUCGCCGUGCAAAGGGGAAUUACAGCGUUGAUUCUUUUUGUUUGGCGAUCACCAGGGUUGUGGAUGUCUUAGUUUUAAAAGAAGUACAAAACAGAAGAGGCGAUCAUGUCAAUGCUUCCAACUUUUGGUUUUACUCAAGAGCAAGUUGCGUGCGUUUGCGAAGUGCUCCAACAGGGGGGCAACAUAGAACGCCUUGGCCGCUUUCUGUGGUCCCUACCUGCCUGCGAACACCUUCACAAGAACGAAAGCGUCCUCAAAGCCAAGGCCGUCGUGGCGUUCCACAGGGGCAAUUUCAGAGAGCUGUACAAGAUUCUGGAGAGCCACCAGUUCUCGCCACACAACCACCCCAAACUGCAGCAGCUCUGGCUCAAAGCGCACUACGUCGAGGCCGAGAAGCUCCGGGGCCGCCCUCUAGGGGCAGUGGGGAAGUACCGGGUCCGCAGAAAGUUCCCAUUGCCCCGGUCAAUCUGGGACGGCGAGGAGACCAGCUACUGCUUCAAAGAGAAGAGCCGGGGCGUUCUGAGGGAGUGGUACACCCACAACCCAUACCCGUCCCCGCGGGAGAAAAGAGAGCUAGCCGAGGCCACCGGCCUCACCACAACCCAAGUCAGCAACUGGUUCAAAAAUAGAAGACAGAGGGACCGAGCGGCAGAAGCCAAAGAAAGGUACGAAGAAAACAACGAGAAUUCAAACUCCAGCAGCCACCAUCCAUUGACUUCUUCCAUGAAUGGAAAUAAAUCAAUUUUGGGGAGCUCUGACGACGAAAAAACUCCAUCGGUGACCCCGGAUCACACAUCAUCGAGCCCUGCUUUACUGCUAACAUCGAAUUCUGGACUCCAGCCUCUGCACGGGCUGGCGCCGCCGCAGGGUCCAAGCGCGAUCCCUGUUUCCAGCGCAGACGCUAUGCAUCAUCACCAUUUACACGAUGUCAUCCUGAACCCCAUGUCGUCCAACUUGGUCGACCUUGGCUCUUAAAAACAAACAAAAAAAACCCACAGAUUUUUAUUUUCUUCUGACAUAAGUGAUGUACAAAAAAUAAAUCAUUAGCGGGUAGUUUAUCAGCAAUGGGAAGGCCUGGUGGAUAGCUGUUUUCAAGGUACUGUAUUAGAAUGUAAAGGCAAACAGCAAGGAAUGAUGUGGACAAAGUCUUCAUAAUUUGUUUUUUAAUCUUGCCGGAUUUCAGUUGAUCGAUUUAGAUGGAACCCCCUCCCCUUCCCCUCCCACCCCCUCACCUCCUUUAAAAUUCGAGCCAUGCUGUAAAGUUGCAAUCCUCAGCAAUACAAGGAGAAGCAGAAGUAGCAGUUUCUACUCUGCUGCAGCGUGUUACGAUCAACUAAAAUGGCAAUCUGUGCGUAUCUGUGUACGGGCAACGCAGCUAGUGCUGAGUGUAACACACGCUGGGUUGUCCUUUAUCUGAAGAUAAGCACAAACCGUCUGAUUUGCCCAGUAACACGCUUUGGGACCUAUCUCGGAGCGCAAAAUCACAGACUCUAUUCUACCGAUAGUCUUAAAGGAGAAAACAUGUAAAGCAAAUAACAGCGUUCUUCUCACAGCGUUUACCACCAAGUUAACACUAGUUUUGUUUUCACUAUAAAACACAUAUUCAUGUAAAAUAACUUUAAAAUAAGUAACUCGGGAGGUCUAUUUAAAAGCCCCGAUAUGUUGUUUCUUGGUAUCUGUACUAUUUAGCAGAGUAGUGCCCAGCAUAUUUAAUAAACUAUUUGGUUCCAUAAAUAGAAAUAUUUUCUCCUUUAAAAAGCUGUCAGAUAGAUUUAGAGACUGUAGACCCCCAACAGCUUACAUUAAAUAUAAACGUGCUUCCCUAUUGGGUAUCUUACCUUUGGAAUAUGGUAUAUUAUGUUUACAUACUGCAGAUUUCCAAAAGGUCGUGUCAAGUUUCUUAUGUUAAAUGUAGUCAUACUGAAAAUAUCUAUGAUAAAAACAAAUAAAAAAAAAAAAAAACAAAACAAA
This is a messenger RNA of Polyodon spathula (Mississippi paddlefish), 2221 nucleotides long. RefSeq names its product homeobox protein SIX2-like. NCBI's taxonomy places the organism in Eukaryota, Metazoa, Chordata, Actinopteri, Acipenseriformes, Polyodontidae. Bases 356 to 1225 code for a protein of 289 amino acids. Gene Ontology annotation, cellular component: transcription regulator complex; nucleus. Gene Ontology annotation, biological process: regulation of transcription by RNA polymerase II. Gene Ontology annotation, molecular function: DNA-binding transcription factor activity, RNA polymerase II-specific; RNA polymerase II cis-regulatory region sequence-specific DNA binding. The record is from RefSeq and is a predicted model, not a curated record. The transcript has 2 exons.